Messenger RNA from Danaus chrysippus (African queen), 2001 nucleotides. The record is from the annotation of a GenBank genome assembly. Lineage: Eukaryota; Metazoa; Arthropoda; Insecta; Lepidoptera; Nymphalidae.
AUGAGUUCCAAACAACCGAGGGCCGCCUCCAGACGGCGCCUCCCAAAAGGCCCUUCUCAGGGCCAACCCCAAGGCCCUUCUCAGGGCCAACCCCAAGGCCCUUCUCAAGGCCAACCCAAAGGCCCUUCUCAGGGCCCCUCACGGGACGCGUCAGCGUCUGAGGCUAGCCGCGCACCUUCGGCGGCAAGCCUCCAUAGUGUGGGCCAAACUACGGACUACUCGGACACCGAGUCCAUUAUGAGUGUGUCGGACUGUGGCUCGAUCCGCCGCGAGUCCAGGAAGCGAUUCCUGCGUCAAAAGUCCGGGGGAUCUCCUGAUACUGCCAGGACACCCGCAAAACGGGCCAUAGUAGAGGCGGACCUAGAGGAAAUGGUCGCCUCUAAGGAGAAGCUCGCGCGGACGACCAGAGCCAAGGCCGGCUACGGUGCAGCCACCGUCCGCUAUGCCGACCACUCCGUAGAGGAGAUGGAGCGCAUGGCUCUCGAGGACCAGGGGGAAAUAAUUGAGGUCGCCUCCAAGUCCUCAAACCUAAAGGGGACCUUCCAAAAGGCCCUCAAAUGCCGGGCAGCCAGCCUAAUCGGCAUUGUCAAGGAACUUUCGCAGCGCACUACGUCCAACGAGACGCGGUUACUGCAGGCGAAAGUUGACCGCCUGCAGAAGGAGAUGUCUGCGCUGCAAGCUCGCAUUGCCGAGCUUAUGGCCCGGUCUAAAGGGACCUCGGAAGGUCCAGCGGUGGCGGCGGCCCCCUCCAAUCUUGAGGACAUCAUCCGAAAGGUGGUCAUGGAGGAGAGGGCCUUUACAAAAGCCUGCUUCGCAGGCAUUGAGGACCGGCUGCUGCCGGAAAAGAGGCUCCGCCCUCCACUCGGCAGGACCUCUACUGCACCGCCGCCCCAAGAAGCAGCGCCAGCGCAGAAGGAGCAGCCCAAGGCCACGAAGGCAGGCAAAGGGAAGGGGAAGGGAAAGAAGUCCCCUUCGGCCCCUACCUCACAGGCGGGAGCCAGCGCUCCCCCAGCGCCCGCCCAAGCUCCUGUAAGGGAAGAUGCCCUGCUGCCUUCUACUACACCCUCCAACGAGCCAUGGAAGAAGGUGGUGGGCAAGAAGCAGCGAAAGGGGAAAAAGCCGGUACCUGAAUCCCCGGCAGCCAAUAAAGCUCCGGCGGGAAAGAGGAGGAAGCUCGUUCCUCCAAAAACCGCGGCCGUAGUGGUGACCCUCACAGCGGAAGCCGUUACACGUGGGGAGACGUACGAGUCCGUGCUGCGACGGGCUCGUUCAAAUAUUGACCCCGUGCAACCGAGUGAGGGCAGGGUCACGUGCCGACGGACCCAAACCGGGGCUCGUAUCUUCGAGUUUUCGGGGGCUCAGGGCAGCGCCAAGGCCGACACCUUCGCUAGCCAACUAAAGGAGGUAAUCGCAGACACGGCCAAAAUCGCGAGGCCAUUGAAGUGCGUGACUCUGGAAGUGACCGAUCUUGAUGAUUCGGUCACCCAAGAGGAGGUCGUGGCCGCAGUUGCGGCGUUGGGGGGCUGCGACAUCGCAGCGAUUAAGGGCCGCGCCAUCAGACCUGGCCGUGGGGGCAUGGGCAGCUUGCGACUGGAGUGCCCAGUCAUGGCUGCAAAGGCAGUUCUGGCAAAGGGACGCCUCCCGGUUGGUUUCAGCUCGGCUGGUGUCCGGGCUCUUGAGGACGAGCCGAUGCGCUGCUACAAGUGCUUCGGCAUCGGCCACACCCGGGCCCUUUGUCCGUCCGCUGCGGAGCGUACAGACCUGUGCUUCCGCUGCGGCAAGGGGGGGCACAGGUCCACCGCCUGCGAGGCCACCAAGCCGCACUGUGCCGUGUGCGCUGACAGUGGUCGGCCAGCCGACCACAUUAUGACGGGGAGGAAAUGUCGUCCUCCCCUAAAGAAAGGGAAAGCGCAGGUGACCACACGACCUGCUGCUGCCGCCGUCACUGCGAUCCCAGUCCCAGUGCCGACAACCGAGGGGAGCGCGAUGAACACCGACUAA